Messenger RNA from Neopelma chrysocephalum (saffron-crested tyrant-manakin), 554 nucleotides. Its product is annotated as phospholipase A2-like. The record is from RefSeq and is a predicted model, not a curated record. Gene Ontology annotation, molecular function: calcium ion binding; phospholipid binding. Lineage: Eukaryota; Metazoa; Chordata; Aves; Passeriformes; Pipridae. The transcript is spliced from 4 exons. Bases 1 to 480 code for a protein of 159 amino acids. Gene Ontology annotation, biological process: phospholipid metabolic process; lipid catabolic process; arachidonate secretion.
AUGGGCUCCCGCUGGCUGCUCAUACUGAUGCUGCUUCAGGCAGUUUGGAAAGGUGCUCUGGGAAAAUCGCAUUCACUGCACACUCGAGGAAUCAUUGAAUUGGCUGGAGCUAUAUCAUGUGGCACGGGACGGUCUCCCUUGGCAUAUAUUGGCUAUGGAUGCUACUGUGGACUGGGAGGACGAGGCUGGCCUAAAGAUAAAACAGACUGGUGCUGCCACACGCACGACUGCUGCUACGACAAGGCAGAGAAGGCAGGCUGCAGCCCCAAGGUGCAGCGCUACCAGUGGGCGUGUGAGCAGAACACCGUGCGGUGCGAUAACCUGACAGACCAGUGUGAAAAAAUGGUGUGCCUGUGUGACCAAGAAGCAGCCAAGUGUUGGGGAGCAGCCCCAUACAACCCACACUAUAUCCUCUGGCCAGAUUUUUUAUGUGGACGGACUCAUCCCACCUGCCAUGUCAGAUAUGGGGGACCAGAAUAGUCUUUUUAGGACGUUUCUUCUAACCCUUUGAAUACAAAGGUGCUGCAAUAAAAUUUUUCCUCCUUUACCAGAGC